Messenger RNA from Lates calcarifer (barramundi perch), 5221 nucleotides. RefSeq names its product multidrug resistance-associated protein 1. Gene Ontology annotation, molecular function: ABC-type transporter activity; ATP binding; ATP hydrolysis activity. Gene Ontology annotation, cellular component: membrane. Gene Ontology annotation, biological process: transmembrane transport. The coding region runs from base 338 to 4888 and encodes 1516 amino acids. The record is from RefSeq and is a predicted model, not a curated record. NCBI's taxonomy places the organism in Eukaryota, Metazoa, Chordata, Actinopteri, Centropomidae. The transcript is spliced from 30 exons.
CUUGUGUUGAAUUUAGAGACUCUGUGUGAUUACUGCUUUGUUCCACCUCAGUCCUGCUUUUACCACUUCAACAUACCUCAAACACUGAAUCAUUUACACACUAUUUUAAUUAGAAAAGUCAGAUGUAACAAGGAUGUUUAGGGCAAAUCAGCCCCCCCACCCCCCAACACCCUCCAGUCAAAAGCGCUGAGCCCAGGCAACAGUCACUGAUAUCAGUUAGAGCUGAGAGAGAGGUCCAGACAGUGAGCUUGUUUCUGACCGAAACUCAGAGCAGCAGCUGAAUUUCACCAAAGAAGAAGAGGAAGAAGCAGCAGACAGUAGAAGAGGACGUGUUUAAAUGGAGGAUCUGUGCAGUGUGAACGGUCUAGAUCCUCUCUGGGACUGGAACCUCACCUGGUAUACCUCCAGGCCGGACCUGACUCAGUGUUUUCAGCACACUGUCCUGGUGUGGUUCCCCUGUGUUUACCUGUGGACCUGUUCUCCUCUUUACCUGCUCUACCUGCAGCUCCGCCCCCAUCGAGGCGUCAUCCCACUGUCCAAACUCUGCUGCAGCAAGACGCUCCUCGGUCUCAGUCUGGCCUCCUUCGGUCUCCUGGAGAUGUUUUACUUUGUGGUGAAGAAGAAUGAGGAGAUCCAGAACCACCUGCUGAUCCUGCUGGGUCCACUGAUCCGGAGCUUCACUCUGGUUCUGGCUGUUGUUAUAAUCCAGGUAGAGAGGAUGAAGGGCAGUCGUUCGUCCGUCCUCCUCUUUCUCUUCUGGACUCUUUUGGUUAUUUGCUCUGUUGUUCCUUUGAAGGUCGACAUUGAGCAGAUUAUUGAUCAGGGUUUUUCAUCUGAUGCUAUUCGUUUUGUGGCGUUCUUCAUCUGUUUUUCCAUCCAACUCAUUGAACUGGUCCUCAGCUGCUUCUCAGACCACCGACCACACUCUGACAAACACACUUACGUCCAGAAACAAUGUCCAGAGGAAGACGCCUCAUUUCUUUCAAAGUUUUUCUUCUUCUGGUUCAGCAGCUUGGUGCUCCAGGGUUACCGGUGCCCCCUGCAGGCUGUAGAUCUGUGGUCUCUGCGGGACCAGGACUCAUCGAUCCGGAUCAUGACAGAUUUAGAGAAGUUCUGGACUGAGUCCCAGAAACAGCUGCAAGAGGAGCCUGCAGGUUCUGGACUGUCCCAGUCUUGGUCCAGGUCCUGGUCCUGGACAGUUGGUUCAGCUGGACCAACAGAAAAAACUCACCUGUUGAAGAAGGACAGGAAAGGGCGGGGCUAUAGAUUCAUCCUCAUACAUGCUCUGGGGCAGAGCUUUGGACCGUACUUCCUGUGUGGGAUACUGUGUCUCCUCUUCCAUGACGCCUUCAUGUUUGCUGUGCCACAGGUGCUCAGCGCACUCCUCGGCUUCAUGCGGGAUAAAGACGCUGCGACGUGGAAAGGCUACCUGUUCGCCUCUCUGCUCUUCCUGCUCUCCUGUCUCCAGUCCGUCCUCCAUCAUCAGUUCAUGUUCCACUGUUUCACUGUAGGAAUGAGGCUGAAGACAGCCGUGACAGGCCUUGUCUACAGGAAGAGUUUGCUGAUGAGCAGUUCAGCUCGGCGUCACUUCACUUUGGGAGAAAUCGUUAACCUGGUUUCAGCCGACACCCAGAAGCUGAUGGACUUUGUGGUUUAUUUUAACAGUGUCUGGAUCGCUCCCAUCGAGAUCGCACUCUGCUUCUACUUCCUGUGGCAGCUCCUCGGUCCUCCUGCUCUCGCUGGGAUCACUGCUGUUGUUUUCAUCUUCCCCCUGAAUGGACUUAUUGCUAAAAUGAGAAGCAAACUGCAGGAGGUUCAGAUGAAGUUUAUGGAUGGUCGGAUCAAACUUAUGAAUGAGAUCCUGAGUGGUGUGAAAAUUCUCAAGUUUUAUGCCUGGGAGGAAGCUUUCCUGAGACGAGUUGGUGUCCAGAGAGACGGAGAACUGAAUGCUCUGAAGAAAUCUCAGAUCCUUUACUCUGUCUCUCUGGCUUCAUUCAACUCCUCCUCCUUCCUGAUCGCCCUGUCAGUGUUUGGAGUCUACGUGUUGAUUGAUGAGCAGAACGUUCUGGAUGCUCAGAAAAUCUUUGUUUCUGUUGCUCUCAUCAACAUCCUGAAAACUCCUCUGAGUCAGCUUCCGUUCGCCAUGAGCACCACCAUGCAGGCCGUCGUCUCGCUCAGACGUCUGACAAACUUCCUGUGUCAAGAUGAACUUAAAUCUGACAACGUGGAGAGACUUCCUCAUAGCACAGAUGGAGACAGUGUUGUCAUUGAAGGCGGGUUGUUUUCCUGGUCCCAUGAUGAUUCUCCCUGUCUGCAGAGGAUCAAUGUGAAAGUGAGAACGGGUUCUCUGGUGGCUGUGGUCGGCCACAUUGGCUCAGGGAAGUCAUCUCUCCUGUCAGCCAUGUUGGGAGAGAUGGAGAGGAGGCGUGGCUUUGUCUCCAUCAACGGUUCAGUGGGCUACGUCCCCCAGCAGGCCUGGAUCCAGAACGCCUCUCUGAAGGACAACAUUUUGUUUGGUGGGGAGAGGAAGGAGAGCUGGUACCAUCGUGUGCUGGAGGCCUGCGCUCUGCUGCCAGACCUGGACUUAUUGCCUGCUGGAGAUAGCACCGAGAUUGGGGAGAAGGGUCUGAACCUGUCUGGAGGUCAGAAACAGAGGGUGAGUCUGGCUCGGGCCGUCUACAGGAAGUCAGAUGUGUACUUGUUGGAUGACCCGCUGUCAGCUGUUGAUGCUCAUGUGGGACAACACAUUUUUGAUCGAGUGAUUGGACCAAGAGGACUCCUCAAAGACAAGACUCGGGUGCUGGUUACUCAUGGCCUCAAUUUCUUGUCUAAGGCAGACCUGGUCCUGGUGAUGGAGGAGGGUCAGAUCUCUGAGAUGGGCUCCUACAUGGAGCUGAUGGACAGAAAGGGGGCCUUUGCCAAAUUAAUCCAAACCUUCAGUGGAAACCAGCGCAGAGAGAGUGCCACUCUCCGAGACAAGAGCAGCAGGAAGUCGGUGUCUCGUCUCAGUAUGACUGAUUUCUCUAUCGAUCUCUCUCAGGAGCAGCUGAUUGGCUGUGACAUGAGCAGUGCCAGUGUUCAGCUGAUGGAGGCUGUUGAUCAGGAUUUAGAUGUUGAGAAUGUUGGUAAACUGACGGAGGCUGAUGAGGCUCAAACAGGGAGGGUGAAGCUGAAGAUGUACAGAGAAUACUUCAGGACCAUCGGCCUCACCUUCAUUAUGACCAUCAUCUUCCUCUGUGCCUUCCAGCAGGCGGCCUCGCUGGCCUACAACUACUGGCUGAGCAUCUGGGCUGACGAGACGCCAGUAAAUGGCACCAUGGGAAACCAUGUACUGAAACUGAGUGUGUUUGCAGCACUUGGCUUUACUCAGGGGGCGGCCAUGUUUGGGACGACGCUCGCCAUCGCUCUGGCUGGGCUUGUAGCGUCACAUCACCUUCACGCUGAUCUUCUCCACAGUGUGCUGCAUUCAACCAUGUCUUUUUUUGAGGUGACACCCAGCGGAAACCUCCUAAAUCGCUUCUCCAAAGAGAUCGACGCCAUCGACUGCAUGAUUCCUGAUGGGUUGAAGAUGAUGCUGGGCUACCUGUUCAAGCUCCUGGAGGUCUGCAUCAUUGUGUUGUUGGCCACGCCUUUCACAGGGCUGGUGCUCCUCCCACUCACCUGUGUCUACAUCUUCAUACAGAGUUUCUAUGUGGCCUCGUCGUGUCAGCUACGACGGCUGGAGGCAGUGAGUCGCUCGCCGAUCUACAGCCACUUCAAUGAGACGGUGCAGGGCGCCGCCGUCAUCCGAGCCUUCGGCGAACAGCAGCGCUUUGUCCUGCAAGCCAACUGUCGCAUCGACAGCAACCAGGAAGCAUACUUCCCUCGCUUCGUUGCCACCAGGUGGCUGGCAGUGAAUCUGGAGUUUUUGGGGAAUCUACUGGUCUUGGCUGCAGCCAUCUUGUCGGUGCGAGGUCGGGAUGAACUAAGUCCUGGCAUCGUGGGAUUGGCAGUUACACACUCUCUCCAGGUGACAGGAAUCCUGAGCUGGAUCGUUCGAUCCUGGACUGACGUGGAGAACAACAUUGUGUCGGUGGAGCGAGUGAAAGAGUAUGACAACACACCCAAAGAGGCACCGUGGAUCCUGGAGGGCAGUGUGCUGCCAGCUGCCUGGCCGACCAUAGGAACCAUCCAGUUUGAGGAUUAUGGAUUGCAGUACCGUAAAGGUCUAGACUGGGCCUUAAAGGACAUUUCCAUCAACAUCCAGAACAGAGAGAAGGUGGGGAUUGUUGGAAGAACAGGAGCUGGAAAAUCUUCUCUUGCUUUGGGAAUGUUCAGGAUCCUGGAGGCAGCAAAGGGACAGAUUUUUAUAGAUGGGAUCAACAUUGCUCAGAUCGGCCUUCAUGAUCUCAGAUCCAGAAUCACCAUCAUUCCUCAGGACCCGGUGCUGUUUUCUGGUUCUCUGAGGAUGAACCUAGACCCCUUCGAUGCCUUUUCAGAUGAGGACCUGUGGAAAGCCCUGGAUCUGGCUCACCUCGGCAGCUUCGUGUCAGCACUGCCACAAAAACUAAACCAUCAGUGCUGUGAAGGAGGAGAGAACCUCAGUCUCGGUCAGCGACAGCUGCUGUGUUUGGCCAGAGCUCUGCUGAGGAAGACCAGGAUCUUGGUUCUGGAUGAAGCCACAGCAGCUGUUGACUUGGAGACAGACCAGCUGAUCCAGUCCACCAUUCGUACUCAGUUUGAUGAUUGUACAGUCCUCACCAUUGCGCACCGCCUCAACACCAUCAUGGACUACAGCAGGGUCAUGGUGAUGGACCGAGGCACCGUUAUAGAGAUGGACUCUCCCUCUCAGCUCAUGUGUCUGCAGGGUCACUUCUAUCAGAUGUGUGUUGAGGCUGGUUUGGUUUAAUUUCACUGGUAAAAACAGUGAAAUGAACAGAUCAUUAGUUUCCUCUUCUCUACUUUACCAGACAAUAGUACAGGACUGUACAAGCUGCAUCUUUUGGUUGCACGUGGACUGAACAUGUUGUUGGGUGUUAGUCAUAACUGAUAACCACACUACCUGCUGAAAUCCUUUCCAUUAGCUGAGUGUGUUAUUAUGGAUUAUAGAUCGUAUCUUCAGUGUUCCUCAGCAAAGACUGUCUGUCUUACAAACUCAAAUACAGAGUGUACGUUAAUUUGUCAUGAAUUAUUUACUGUCACAUCUGUGUUUUUUAUCAGAAAUAAAAUUAAUUUGAAAUGA